CGAAACCCCUAAUGUGUGUAGAAUGAGCGAGUGAAGAGAUUUAAACUACCAUAUGACAACUAUCAAAAGAGAUAGAAAUAAAAUCAGAUGUCAGAUAUUCACUCACUAACAUUCAGUCGCGAAAAAUAGCCUAGCCUUACAUCUUCGCUUCUAUUAAUUGCAGAAGAUGGCGUAUGGAAACAAAAAUUCUCAAUCAAGUGAUAUAUUAAAUUAUUACUUAGCAAAUAAUAUAAAUAAUAUAUGUAGAAUAUGUUUAGAAAAAGGUCCGAAAUUAAUGCAUAUAUUUGACCCUAUAAAACCUCCGCAUUUUUCCAUAUUAAUAAUGGCUUGUGCCGCAGUGCAGGUAAUUGAAGGAGAUGGUUUGCCGCCAUAUAUUUGUCAAAAAUGUAUUUCUAAAUUAAAUAUAGCAUUCCAGUUUAAAACUCAGUGUGAGAGUUCAGAUUCAAAACUGCGUCAGUGUUUAGAAAAUUAUAAUCACCUUUCAACUCCAGAUUUAUUAGAAUUUGAUAAUGUAAAGAAGUUUAAUUCAAAUAAAUAUUCUAAAAAUGAGACAAAUCAACAAAAACAUAUAAUUAAUGCUGCAGAAAUUAUCCAAGUUGACAAUGUUGAAGUGCAACUACAAAUUCAGGAACAACUUCCCCAAAUUAUGCACACAGACUCAAGUUCGUCCCUACACGACUUUGAAAAAAGUACACAGUUGAAGACUGAAUUGAAUGAUUUAAGACCUCAUGAUGUAGAUGUAAAGAUGGAGGCCAUAUCGGUACAUAAUACCGUUGAGGUUAAACCAAUCAGAGUUAAAAAACCUAAUAAACAUCACCAGUGCGACGCUUGUGGGAAAAUAUUUCGAACGAAACCAGGUCUAGUUCAUCACAUUCGGAUACAUACAGGGGAAAGGCCGUAUGUGUGCCACCUUUGUGAUAAACGAUUCACAAACGGGGGCCACCUGCAUACGCACAUGAGGACCCACACUGGAGAAAAAAACCAUAUAUGUACAGUCUGUAAUAAGGCAUUCGCCACAGCACAGCAGUUAACGAAACAUACCAUAGCCAUCCAUACGUCUGAGAGACCGUACGGCUGUACAUACUGUUCUAAGAGGUUUGCCAGUUCUAGUAAUCUAAAUACUCACACCAAGAUUCAUACUGGCGAAAAGAAUUAUCGAUGCGAUCAGUGCGGAAAAGCAUUUUCAACAAAAGGACAGUUAUAUCAGCAUAUGUUGGUUCACAGCGGAGAAAAAGCCUACUUGUGCGAAUAUUGCAAUAAAAGGUUUUCUCAGAAAGCACAUCUUAUAAGACAUCAUAAAACUCAUAGGAAUUAAGAAUACAUAAUACGUGUGUAAUAUUUGUAUAUACAUAGUGUCUGGGAAAUAUUGGGCAAUAUCUGACAGGGGAUCAAAUAAAUUUAUUCGCUGGACAUACCUAAUUGACAAAUUUUUGUUUUCAUUUAUUUAUUGCUACUAACAUAUAUCAAAAAUUGUAUAUUGUAAACCAUGAGGUUUAACUCAUUUAUCUCGAAUGUAGCUUAAAAAUGUCUUAAAAACGGUGAUUAAAAUUUGAAAAAGUAGUGGGGUUUCACCCAAAAAUUAUCCAUAUUUAGUGAAAAACGAAGAGAUUAUAAUGAAAAAUCGAAUUUCUACCGAGAGAUAGCCUAUCGUUUUCUGGACACAAUGUUAACAUAUCAAAUUGGCUGCGGUGUCUUUGCUCUCUUGUGAAAAAAAUUUGGGUAAAUGAAUUAGAAACAAAUCAAAAAUAUUUUUUGUUUC
Messenger RNA from Anoplophora glabripennis (Asian longhorned beetle), 1759 nucleotides. RefSeq names its product zinc finger protein 235-like. Gene Ontology annotation, cellular component: nucleus. The transcript is spliced from 3 exons. The record is from RefSeq and is a predicted model, not a curated record. Gene Ontology annotation, molecular function: RNA polymerase II cis-regulatory region sequence-specific DNA binding; DNA-binding transcription factor activity; zinc ion binding. Lineage: Eukaryota; Metazoa; Arthropoda; Insecta; Coleoptera; Cerambycidae. Bases 167 to 1315 code for a protein of 382 amino acids. Gene Ontology annotation, biological process: regulation of transcription by RNA polymerase II.